GGUUCUAUGGAAAGCAGAAGGUUUGGCCCGGUCCUAGCCGAUUCAGCUGGCAAUUUCGAUUUUCUACCCGCCCGAGAUAUGGCGAGUACAGCAGUUUGGCCCGCUCAAGGUGACGAUAGCCAUGGAAACGACGUCGCACAAGCCCACCACCAAAGUUAUCAGAGCGACCAUCUGCACCAGCAGCAGCAUGGGGUGAUAGAGUCUGUGCGGUCUUAUGGCUCUUUGAGCACCGGUCAAACCGACCACAGAGGAUCUGAUGACGAUGACGAUGACGGGUCGAGUUGUUGUUCCACAACGGCUAGUCUCGGGCAUGGGUCCGCCGUGAUGGACAAAAACGAGAGGAGGAAGGAACAGAGGAAGCGACAAGGAGACGGGAGGCGUUACCGUCACGGAAGCAGUAAUGCCGGUGACAAGACUCCCGUACCUACUGCCGAGAACAUCCACUUUGAGGGACACCUGUUGCACCGCAUUUGUGAGGUCACAGGAAAGUUUCCGGGAGGAGGUAGCACCGACAACGGUUCAGAAGGGGAAAGGUCAGAGGAAUCACUGCUUGAAGAUUCUGGGGAGCACCAACUAGCCCGGCUUCGCCGCAACCCUAAAGUCAAGGAGGUAAUUUCUAGGCUCAAGUCUCUGUCCACCUCGCUGAUCGCCAUGUCGGGUCGAGGGAUGGCCUCGGGCUCGUCAACUGGAGAUGAGGGUGUCGAAUAUGCCGUGAGAGGGAGUAGGGCCAACACUCUUCGGCUUGCGCAGCAGGAAUACCUUCGGCUGUUUGAGGAGAUGCUGGCAGAGUUGCUCCGACUACAGCGCGAGAAGGCCAAGGCAUUUCGAGCAGAGAAACUGUCGCUGCAGAGGGAGCUGGCACGCGCACAUAAGUCGGAGGCUGCCUUAAAGGACGAGGCCGGGGUGCAUUCCAUACAGCUCGAGGCGCUGCUGGCGGUCAAGAAGGCCUUAGAUACGGAGGUUGCCACUCAGGAGGCCCAGCUGACCAGUCUUUCUGCAGAAGUGGAAAGCCACGCGAGGAUGGAAAACGUCACAAGACGGGAACACUUCGCCGCCGAGCACAAGAAAGCCGAGUUUUUGAACGAGAUGAAGCAAGAAGAACAGGCACUUCGCACGCGCUUCAAGGAGGUGGAGGUGGAGGCGACGAGAUCCGAGAUGGGCGUGCGGUCCAUGGAGCACCUCGUGGCCAAGGUCGAAAGGGCGGCGGCCAUGAACAGACAUAUUUACAGGGUGGACGAAACGUGAGUCUACUCAAGAGGG
Ectocarpus sp. CCAP 1310/34 is the source of this 1260-nucleotide messenger RNA. Lineage: Eukaryota; Phaeophyceae; Ectocarpales; Ectocarpaceae. The record is from the annotation of a GenBank genome assembly.